Molecule: messenger RNA, 258 nt
Organism: Miscanthus lutarioriparius
Lineage: Eukaryota; Viridiplantae; Streptophyta; Magnoliopsida; Poales; Poaceae
Source: the annotation of a GenBank genome assembly
AUGGCCAUGAUACUGCGCGCGGCGGGCAGGCGGCUUCUCGGCGUAGGAGGCGGCGAGGCUGCGCCGCCGGCGCCCGCGGUCGCUGCUGCGGCGGCGGCGGUGGGCAGGAGCAGAGGGUACCACGAGCGGGUGGUGGACCACUACAACAACCCGCGCAACGUGGGGUCCUUCGACAAGGACGACGCGGACGUCGGCACGGGGAUCGUCGGCGUGCCGGCGUGCGGGGACGUCAUGAAGCUGCAGAUCCGCGUCGACUAG